Molecule: messenger RNA, 361 nt
Organism: Striga hermonthica
Lineage: Eukaryota; Viridiplantae; Streptophyta; Magnoliopsida; Lamiales; Orobanchaceae
Source: the annotation of a GenBank genome assembly
UUCCUUGCCACCUUGGAGGUCGAGAAAACGGGGUAUGAUCAAAUGGUGAAGACGAUGAAGUUCCGCUUUGACAAUAAAAGCUACACCAUCAACACAAAGACAUUGGAGAAGGACAUUUAUCAAGCCUCGAAAGACCCGAAUCUCCCUUCAUCCUUUAAUGCCAAUGAUGUUUGGAGUUUGAUAGCCGAGACUCCAACACAUCCCGCCCCGAGAUAUAUUCCCAAGUCGACCAAGGCGACCUCGAUACGCAACCCGGUGUUGCGAUUCUUGCAGAAGGUGGUGGCGAGCACCAUAUUUGCGAGAGGAGAGAUGGGUGGUUGUUCUCUCCGUGAGCUUACGGCUAUUUGGUGUAUGUUGAAGA